CAAUACCGGUUUUUUUUUAUAUAAGCUUAAGUCAUGUCAUUUGAAGAAGUCAUUGCACAACCCCAGAAAUAUGUCGGGUUCGACACAAUCACCACCCAGAUUGAAAAUCGUUUAUUGAAAAGAGGAUUUCAAUUUAAUGUGAUGUGUGUUGGUAAAAGUGGAUUAGGUAAGAGUACAUUGGUAAAUACAUUAUUUUCAAGUUCAUUAACCAAAUCAAAUGGACGUCAUUCAGCGGCCGAACCUAUUGAAAAAACCACUGAAAUCAAGGUAUCACUGCAUGUAUUGAUGGAAAAUAAUGUUCGUUUAAAUAUUAAUGUAAUUGACACGCCAGGAUUUGGAGAUCAAAUUAAUAAUGAGAAAUGUUGGGAACCUCUUGUUAAAUAUAUUAAAGAACAACAUUCUCAAUAUCUUCGUAAGGAAUUGACUGCUCAAAGAGAAAGAUUUAUUGUUGAUUCUAGAGUCCAUUGUAUUUUAUAUUUCCUUUCUCCACAUGUUAAAGAAUUAGGAGAAUUAGAUAUAAUUUGUUUGAAAAAAUUAUCAGAAAUUGCCAAUGUUGUACCAAUUAUUGCUAAAUCUGAUUCUUUAACAUUAGAUGAAAGAAAUGAAUUAAAGAAAAAUUAUCAAAAUUCAUUUUUAAAACAUAAUUUCAAUAUUUAUCCAUAUGAUAAUGAAGAUUUAUAUGAUGAUGAAAGACAAUUAAAUGAAGAUAUUAAAUCUUUAAUACCAUUUGCAGUGGUUGGAUCUGAAAAGGAAAUUGUUAUCAAUGGAGAAGCAGUUAGAGGUAGAAAAACAAGAUGGGGUGCUAUUAAUGUAGAAGAUGUAUCUCAAUGUGAAUUUGUAUUUUUAAGAGAUUUCUUAACUAGAACUCAUUUACAAGAUUUAAUUGAAACAACUUCAUUAAUUCAUUAUGAAAGUUUUAGAUCUAAGCAAUUGAUUGCAUUGAAGGAAAAUGCUAGUAAUCCAAACAGACUGUCAAAUGCAGUACCAUCCAGUGGAAAUGGAGCUCCUUCAACUCUACCAGAAAAGUCACAAUCUAAUGGAGCUAUUCACCUGAAGGCUUAAGGGAAUUUGGAAA
Molecule: messenger RNA, 1075 nt
Organism: [Candida] anglica
Lineage: Eukaryota; Fungi; Ascomycota; Pichiomycetes; Serinales; Debaryomycetaceae
Source: the annotation of a GenBank genome assembly